Molecule: messenger RNA, 2244 nt
Organism: Selaginella moellendorffii
Lineage: Eukaryota; Viridiplantae; Streptophyta; Lycopodiopsida; Selaginellales; Selaginellaceae
Product: pentatricopeptide repeat-containing protein At5g02860
Exons: 15
Coding region: 70-2151 (693 amino acids)
Molecular function (GO): protein binding
Source: RefSeq, a predicted model, not a curated record
UAAAGAUCUUCGAGGUGGAACACGCGCCACGAUCCUCUGUUCUAGGGUUUAGGGCGAAAGAGGAAUGCCAUGGCGCUGACAGCUCUUUCCUCGGCGCAUCUCCUGUCGAUUGGCUCGACUUCGCGCUCGGGACUGCUCCGGAGGGACGGCAUUGACGAUUCUUUCGAUGGACAUUGCGCGCUUUCCCAGACGGCGAUCAGAAGAGCGAGGCAGAGCUUUGGAGAGGCCGAUAGAAAGCCAAGGGAUGUGAGAAUUCGAGCUCAAGCAUUGUCGGAUGCAGCACAAAAAUCGGAAUAUCGUAAUAUCGCGCAAAUCAAUGAAGCUAUUAGGAAGGCUGAGUCAGUGCCAGGAGCGCUUAAGAUCCUGGAAGAAACCAAGGCCGCCGGAGUGCACACUCCAAAUGAAGCAACAUAUGCAUCGCUCAUGCUAGCUUGUAGAAAGCUUGGCCAAGGAGAACGCGCACUUACCAUCUACGAGGCCAUGAAGCAGACCAAGGAACCAAUAAGUAUUCGAACUUACAACACUCUGAUCUCUUGCUGCCAACAAGCUCUUCGUAUGGAUGAUGCGUUCCGGGUGAAGAAAGAGCUCGAAGAAGCGGGAGUGAAACCGGAUGUGGUGACGUACACUAGCCUUAUUGACACUGUCAUAAGGUCCACCCGCAUUCCCCCAGCUCAAAGGCUCGAGAAAGCUUUACAGCUAUACAAGGAAAUGCAAACUCUUUCCAUAACGCCUGACAGCAAAACCUACAAUACCCUUAUACAAGCUGCUGGGGAGGCAAAGGCGACAGAAAAAGCACUUGAAUUGUAUCAGUCGCUUACGAAGGUUGGUCUUUCGGCCAAUUCGUUCACAUUCGAUCUUCUGUUGAAGUGCCUCGGAAGUGGUGGAAGGCUCAAGGUAGCUUUACAAGUUUACAACGAAGCCCGAGCAGCAGGAAUUACACUUUAUACGAGUACCUACAACUUUUUGAUUGGAGCCUGCGCAACAGCUCCGCAGCCUAAUGCUGAGAGAGCAUGGGCCUUCUACGAGGAAAUGAAGAGCAAGAAUCUGAAGGUCAAUGCAUUAACAUUUAUCAACCUUAUCAGCGCUUCUAGCAAGGCUGCGGACAAUGCAGGCGUCAUGAAAGCUUUUCAGUUGAUGAAAGAGCUUGAUUAUACAAAAUCUAUCACAACUACAACAUACAAUCAAAUUCUCGAGUCUGCAAGUAUAGCAAACACCUUAGAAGAUGCUCUAAAGAUCUACUACGAGAUGAAGAAAGCUGGGUACAAGCCAAAUGUUUCUACCUACAGCAGUUUAAUUUCGGCUUGCAUUCGCAACAAAGACUUCAAGCAAGCUCAAACGUUGGAAGAAGAGGAGUUUAAGAACGUCGACGUGUCGCUAAAUCAGUCCGUCUUACACAGCCUGAUCAGAGCCUACGGCGAUGCUGACAAAUGGGAAGAUUCAGUGAGAAUUUUUCGAGAUAUGAUAAAAAAGGGAAUGCCACUGACUGAGGAAUCGUUUGCAAGUGUAUUUGAGGCUUGCUUUGGGCGCGAACAAAUCACUGCGAUGGUAGCAUCAGAAAACAAAAAGUUCGGCAUUACGCCACGAAUCGAAGCUGGAAUACAGUUGUACGAAGAGUUUGCUUUGAAGAAGCAGUUCACGAACUUUAGCAGCACAAAUCUAUCCAGGUGUGACGUGAAAACAAUGAGCCUCCCAGGAACCAUCUUUGCGGUACUCGCCUGGUUGAAAGCCGUCCGAGCGAAUCCACCCGCCGCAGAUUUAAUUGUUGUGACGGGAACCAUCAACGAGCUCGAUAACACCCCUGGGAAGCCGAAGUAUCCAAAGCGCCACACGCUUGCCAUGAGAACUAUGCGUGCGCUACGAUUGCCAGUGAUGCGUCUCAACACGCUUGCUAUGCUGACACUCACAACAAACAACGACGCCGUGCAAAGAUGGGUGAGAAAUGCCGAUCCAUUCUCAGCGACAGAAGGGGCAGCAGCGGUGGAAGAAGAUGAUCCAGCAAAUGGUUCGGAAGAAGCCGAGGAGGAAGGAAAGAUUACUCAAGAAACUGUGGGAGAAGGAGAAGCGAAUGAAGAAACUACGCCAACAACAACAAAUGGUGAAGCUGAGAGUGAUGUCGCUGAUGAUGGAGCAGUGAUCAUAGUCGAGGCAUAGGUUCUUUCGUUUCUCUUUUUUUUUUGUUCACACAGGGUGCUCGCAGCGCCCGAAUCAAAAUUGAAGUGGUGUUCUCGUGAUUUUGCGGCCUAA